Molecule: messenger RNA, 1497 nt
Organism: Ceratitis capitata (Mediterranean fruit fly)
Lineage: Eukaryota; Metazoa; Arthropoda; Insecta; Diptera; Tephritidae
Product: ubiquitin-conjugating enzyme E2 J2-like
Exons: 5
Coding region: 332-1117 (261 amino acids)
Source: RefSeq, a predicted model, not a curated record
CCGAAUAAUCGGUUUAGGUACAUCUCUACAACGAAGUAAAAAAAACAAAGAACUAUUUUCUACCUGAAUCUAUAUAAAAUUGCUAUAGUAAAAUCAUACUGCUUCCGAAAUAAAUUUAAGAAGUUAAAACUAUCGAACACAUUUCAAGCUGUCUGUAAUACUUUAAUAUAACUUCGGUCAUUAUUCUUGAACUAUAAAAGCCGUGCAUUUGCACUAUUUUUGUUUGGAGACAUUGGGCGAAGAAAAUUAAUUUCGUAGUGAUUUUAUAGUAAGCCACAAGAAUUGCAAGGUCAAAUCAAUUGUAAGAAAUCGAUUUCAGAACCAAGGAAAUAUGUCAGCGACAACGAAGCCUCGAAAGCAGCCAACUGCUAUAGCGCGUAUGAAGCAAGACUACAUGCGGUUAAAACGGGACCCCUUGCCAUAUAUAUCAGCUGAACCAUUGCCAAAUAAUAUACUCGAAUGGCAUUACGUGGUGAAAGGGCCGGCUAAUACACCUUAUCACGGCGGAUAUUAUCACGGAACUUUGCUAUUCCCGCGCGAAUUCCCAUUUAAACCGCCAUCAAUUUAUAUGCUAACACCAAAUGGACGUUUUAAGACAAAUACGAGACUUUGUCUAAGCAUAUCUGAUUUCCAUCCAGACACUUGGAAUCCAACAUGGUGUGUUGGCACUAUACUCACAGGAUUAUUAAGUUUUAUGUUGGAGACAACACCGACACUUGGGUCAAUCGAAUCAACACAAUAUGAAAAAAAGCAAUAUGCUAAAAGAUCGCUUGCGUUCAAUUUAAAAAACCAAAACUUUCGUGAAUUGUUUCCAGAAAUAUGUGAAGAAAUCAAUAAAAGUUUAGAAGAAGAGCAGCAACCUCUGGUUAAGGAUGUAGAAACCCUGACAAAUGGAGUAGGCGGAAAAGAUAGUAGCAAUAGUGAAAUAGUCAAUGGUGAUAUUAGUGUGCGAGAUGGUAAUACCGAAAAUAUACAAAACCGAGGAAGUGGUGCAAACAGUACUGCUAAUUCUUUAAUUAAUUGGCAAGCGAUAUAUUCAAACAUAAUAAUUUUAAUAUGUUUUGCAAUAUUUGCAUUAGUGGUAAAUUAUGUGAUCAAGAAUAUUAAUCAAGAAUAGAAAUGUUAAAAAGAGAACUUUUCAUUCACUAAAAAAUUCUUGUAAUACCCACUGAUACAUACAUAUAUACAUAGAUAAUUUCUCACACUGUAUUUCAUUCCUCUACAAAACAUUAAAAAAUAUAUACAUACACAUAUACAACAAAAAAAUACAUAGUAUAUUCACAAACACGUAUGUAUCUAUAACUGAUAUAAGAUUGUAUUAUAAAAAAAAAGAAAAAAUGCAGCGCUAGUGUAUAAAUUAAGCAACACAUUUUUAUUUGUAAAUAUUAGCCUUAUGUAAAGUUGAUUUCACUCAAAUAUCAAUAAUACUAAACGUACGUAUAUGGGUUCUCCGUAGCCCUGAGAAAUAAAAUCAAAUAAAGUCGGUAAAUUAUUUAA